Molecule: messenger RNA, 2912 nt
Organism: Archocentrus centrarchus (flier cichlid)
Lineage: Eukaryota; Metazoa; Chordata; Actinopteri; Cichliformes; Cichlidae
Product: fibroblast growth factor receptor 1-A-like
Exons: 16
Coding region: 352-2580 (742 amino acids)
Biological process (GO): protein phosphorylation; positive regulation of cell differentiation; positive regulation of cell population proliferation
Cellular component (GO): signaling receptor complex; plasma membrane
Molecular function (GO): ATP binding; fibroblast growth factor binding; fibroblast growth factor receptor activity
Source: RefSeq, a predicted model, not a curated record
GUGGCGCAUGAGUCGGCUGCAGGAAACUCCCACUGUAGGCGUUUCUUCCCGGUGGCGGUACGCCGACAGACAGCGUCGAUGAACGGCGCGCUUCACGCGCUUCUCUCCGGGGGCGAAGAAGAAGGACGGGGCGCGUCUGGGAUUACUCCGCCGGGACUUUAGUGGCAACUAGAGCCGCUCGUUCAGGCUCCUCACACUCCCGCGGACGCUCGAGUGUGCUGUUGAAAUCCCGGGACCGACUGACGUGUGCUUCCUCCUCCGCUCCGGAUCCAGGAGCUCGCUGACCGUGGAUCAGCCCGCACAGGGUGUUCGUUGUGUGGACGUCGCCGUACGUUCGUGUGUGAGGACACGAUGUCCUCCCCUCGCUGCUUCCUGCUGGCUCUGCUGGUUCUGCUGGUUCACUUCUCUCUGGCUCAGUCCCGACCGGCCACAGAGGACACAGACACAGCAGAUGCAGUCAAAUCCUCUGAAGAUGAAGAAGAUGAUGAGUCAUCGUCAGAGGAAAAUAAACUGUCCAAUGAGCUGUCAACAAGCAACGAGAAGCUGCAGCAGCCGCUGGCGCCGCAGUGGGUGAUGCCAGAGAAGAUGGAGAAGCUGCUCCAUGCCGUUCCUGCCAGCAAGACGGUGAAGUUUCGAUGCCAAGCGGGGGGAAACCCGGUUCCCUCCCUGCGCUGGUACAAGAAUGGGAAAGAGCUGAGGAAGGACCAAAGAAUUGGAGGCUACAAGAUCAGAGACCACAUGUGGACUCUAAUAAUGGAGUCAGUGGUUCCCUCUGAUAAAGGGAACUACACCUGUGUGGUGGAGAAUGAAUACGGGAGCCUCCGACACACCUACCAGCUGGAUGUAGUGGAGCGUUCUCCUCACAGGCCCAUCCUGCAGGCCGGGCUGCCGGCCAACCAGACGGCGGUCGUUGGCAGCGAUGUGGAGUUCGUGUGCCGCGUCUUCAGCGACCCGCAGCCUCACAUCCGGUGGAUCAAACACAUGACUGUCAACGGCAGCAGAGUGGGACCGGACGGAGCGCCCUACGCUCGUAUUCUUAAAACUGCCGGCGUGAACACCACAGACAGAGAGAUGGAGGUGUUGAGUCUGAGGAACGUGACUCUGGACGAUGCCGGAGAGUACACCUGCCUGGCCGAGAACUCCAUCGGGAUGUCCCACCACUCUGCGUGGCUCACUGUGCUCAACGACCCGCCCCCCUCCCCGCUGCCCUCUCAGACCUACCUGGAGAUCUUCAUCUACUGCCUCGGGUUUUUCAUCGUCGUCAUCCUCACGGCUGCAGCUGUCAUCUGCAGGCUCUGCUGCGCCCCAAAGAAGAGUGACUUCAACAACCAGCUGGCCGUGCAGAAGUUAGCCAAGAGCAUGCCUCUGAGGAGACAGGUGUCGAUCGAGUCGUCGUCCUCGCUGCAGUCAGGGAUGUGUUUGAUGCGUCAGUCACGUCUCUCCAGCGCAGCCACCACCAUCCUGGCGGGAGUGUCUGAGUACGAACUUCCCUACGAUCCUGCGUGGGAGCUGCCUCGUGACAGGCUGAGUCUGGGGAAGCCUCUGGGCGAAGGCUGCUUCGGUCAGGUGGUCCUGGCUGAGGCCGUCGGGAUUGACACAAACAAACCGACACGCGUCACAAAGGUGGCCGUGAAGAUGCUGAAAGCCGAUGCCACGGAGAAGGAUCUGUCUGACCUGAUCUCUGAGAUGGAAAUGAUGAAGAUGAUCGGGAAGCACAAGAACAUCAUCAACCUGCUGGGUGCCUGCACUCAGGACGGCCCUCUGUACGUGGUGGUGGAGUACGCCUCGCAGGGGAAUCUGAGGGAGUAUCUGCGAGCUCGCCGGCCGCUCGGGUUGGAGUACUGGAGCGGCUCAAGGCAGGCGUCGCUGGGCAGCGUGGAGGUCGGGGAGCUGGUGUCUGCAGCGUACCAGGUGGCCCGAGGGAUGGCGUACCUGGCAUCAAAGAAGUGCAUUCACAGAGACCUGGCAGCCCGCAACGUGCUGGUCACUGAGGACAGCGUGAUGAAGAUCGCCGACUUCGGCCUGGCUCGAGACAUUCACCACAUCGACUACUACAAGAAGACCACCAACGUGGUCGUUCGGGGUCUUGCUGUGGGAGAUCUUCACCCUUGGGGGGUCUCCGUACCCUGGCGUCCCCGUCGAGGAGCUCUUCAAACUGCUGAAGGAGGGACACCGUAUGGAGAAGCCCUCGGCGUGCACUCAGGAGCUGUAUCUGAUGAUGCGAGACUGCUGGCACGCCGUCCCGUCCCGCAGGCCCACUUUCCAGCAGCUGGUCGAAGAUUUAGAUCGAAGUCUCUCUCUCACGGCCAACCAGGAGUACCUGGACCUGGCCGCCCCUCUGGUCCAGUACACUCCGGUCCAGUACUCCCCGGUCAGCACCUCUUCCUCAGCUCAUUCCUCUGUCUCCACAUAAUCCUCGUGGGGCCCUUUCUCCUUCCUGAAUCACCUUCCUCCUGUUUCCUGUGGAGCGGCGGCGGCCCUGGAGGAGAGCGGGCGGUGGAACGAGCUGCUUCGCCGCAGCCUGAUGUAAAGAACAGCUGGACUGAGCCGGCCUCAGGAAACGCAGCAUCUGAUCUGUAAGCGGUGCAUAGACUGAUGGGAGACUUCCAGCCUUAACGAUGUCGUCAGUGUGAAUAUUGUAAAUAAUAAUUCGAGUUCCAGGAAGAGCAUUUAUCAGAGAAACGUGACAUGAAAGGGAAACAGCAGAGAAUUUAAAGUGCAACAAAAUGCAGGAAUAAUUGUGUAAGUUUAAUAUUUCCCUGAUGCUCCUGAUUGCCUCGUUUAUUUGCCUUUGUGUUUAAUUUAAUUCUCUGUUUAUUUUUCAGUGUUUUGUGUGUCGGGUUUGAUGUUGCAUCAGUGUUACUGCCCAUUUAUGAUAAUGCACUUAUUCUCCAUCAUUACUUCAUACGCUG